Polychytrium aggregatum is the source of this 1782-nucleotide messenger RNA. RefSeq lists its product as uncharacterized. Gene Ontology annotation, molecular function: zinc ion binding. The transcript has 6 exons. Bases 213 to 1460 code for a protein of 415 amino acids. The record is from RefSeq and is a predicted model, not a curated record. Lineage: Eukaryota; Fungi; Chytridiomycota; Chytridiomycetes; Polychytriales.
UUUCGGCCUAUCGCGCGGCGGACAUUGCUCGGACUUUGAAUCGCUUGUCCCUUCUGCCCGCUCGCUCACUCGCUCGCCUUUCUGUCCGGCUCUGCUGCCCGUGCUCGCCUGCUGUCCCUCUUCCCCAACCAUCGCUGCCAAUCCCUCAUUGCUGACUGCGUUCUGUCGCUGGUCCUGCAUCCAUCCUGCUCCCCCUUUCUUUCCGGCACACAAUGCCUUGCCGCUCGAGCCCCGUCUCUCGCCUCUGGUUGCGCUGCUGUGCUCUGCUCGUCCUCGCGGCCCUGCCGCAGACGCUGGCAUUCCGUCUCGGCGCUCUGCGGAAGGCCGUCCCCGAGGUGCUGGGAACGCUCUUCCAGGACGGGAUCGUGUGGGCACCCACCACCAACAUCUCUUACACUUGCCGCUUUGCUGCAUUUGGUCCCUCCGUGCACCAUUCUGUCGACGACGAGCAGCUCCCCCACGGCAAUCUCUUCUGGGCGGCGACGCUCGAUCCCGACCAUCGUCCGUUUGGCUGCCAUGCUCCGCUCCUCAACCGCACCGACUCGAACGCCACCCAGUGGAUCGCCCUGGUCCAGCGGGGCGGCUGCUCCUUCUCCGAGAAAGUCCGGGUUAUGCAGGCGGCCGGCGCUGCAGCCGUCAUCGUUGGCAAUAAUGUGCCCUCGCAGCCACUGAUCACCAUGUAUUCGACCGACGAUGCAAGUGACAUUGUGACUCCCUCCGUCUUUGUCAACCACGCCAGCUACGAGCACCUGGUCGAGUCGCUCAAGGCCGCCGAGAAGCGACAUGAAUCUUUCGCGGUGGUGCUCCGGCCAGAGGUGUAUCUGGGCAGUCCGCUGUUUGAUUUUGUGCUUCUGGCAUCAGUCCUCAUCGCAUUCUACGUCAUCCACUCUGUUCGUGAGUAUCUGGCACGCCGCCGAGAGCGUGCUCCACCCGAAACGGUGAUUCUUCUGCCCACCCGCAUCUUUGAUGUGCAGCAAGAAGACCUCGACUUUGAUCAGAAGGCCACCUGCUCCAUCUGUCUCGAGCACUACGAACGCGGCGAAAAGCUUCGGAUCCUCCCCUGCAAACACGAGUUUCACCAAUACUGCAUUGAUAAAUGGCUUUUGGAACGCAACAAAACCUGCCCGAUCUGCAAGCGCGAUUCAUGUGCCCCGGCCCCCGAUACUCAGCCGCCGACCGAGACGACACCUUUGCUGGCUACCCGCCAUGUCUCUGACGACGAUACCCACAGCCACGAGGCUGCCACGAGUUCUACUGCCCACAUCCCCCGCAGCCAGACUCGGGCGGUGCCUGUCGAGCAGGGACAGUCCUCCGUGCAGCAAGGCGCACAGGCGGCUGCGACCCCAACUACCCUUGUCAACACUCCCAUGAACUCGGCGGAGCAGAUCCAAGUCGACCGUUCUGCUGCCUCGACGACUUUGUCGUCGGCGUGCGAAACACACAUCUCCAUCCUGUCGUAGAGGCGGGGCUUGUUUGGACAUCCGUCCUUGCCCUCGCCACAAAUUAUCCUUCAUUGCCCACCACCCCGACUUUGCCUUGGUCAUCCUGGUCCGCCGGGUCUCCCGCCACGUGUCCCUCAGCCAUCCAACCGGAGUUUCCUGAGCAUCUUGGGCCUUUACCUGUCGUCCUCCCUCCUGGACCAGGGUCAUGGGACAAGGAGGGAGUGCUCCUCAUGAUAUCCAUCCAGAAGUUGUCCCUGCUCGGUCUUCUGUGCCUCGCCUAAUGUCUGCAUCGUGAAUUGACUGGCGAGUCAAGCCUGUACAUACAGCCCACUCCAACACA